AUGAACGUUGCGUUGUCGGCGUGCGAUUGGUUGGGCAGUGUCCUGCGUCCAUCUGUGUCGUAUAGCUCUUUAUGGCCACACAGUGAUGAUGAUAUUACUUUUAUUUUAAUGAUGGAGGACCCACAUGUUCACCCAUGCCAAGAGGACGAGAGUUCUUGGAGGAAUAGGAAUACCAUACGUACUUCACAAACAAACAAUGACAUUCGAUUGGUUGGUUCGAUGUCCUCUAAAAGUUGGUCCUUCACCAAAGGACUAGUUUUGUUUAAUUACAUAGUCAUUCAAUCUCUACGAUUGAUUUCAAAAGUCAGCUGA
This is a messenger RNA of Sphenostylis stenocarpa, 312 nucleotides long. The record is from the annotation of a GenBank genome assembly. Lineage: Eukaryota; Viridiplantae; Streptophyta; Magnoliopsida; Fabales; Fabaceae.